CCCAGACAGGCUCGUAUCCUUUGGAGUACUGGACGAGGAGAGACGGGACGCGAGGAAGCUUGUGACAACCGCGAACCUGCAGAAGUACGGUUUUUUCAGCGACAAGGCGUCGUUAGAACCCCUAGAAGAGACCAUGCCCCCAAAGGAGUCCGGGCAGUCCCGCCGAGCACCAUUCGUCUUUCCUAGAUCGAGGAGAGAGAGGGCGGCCGAAGCUGCUCGUUCAAUCCCAGCAUAGCCGGUGCGAACAGUCCCGGCUUCCCAGCCCCGUCCUGUGCAAGAAGCGACCAGGACGGAACAGGCCACUCAGGCGCCAAUUGCUCACCCAAAGCGGAAGGCUCCAGCCCAGAGGUCGAAGAAGAGGAAGCAGAUUCAGCCCGAAGAGUCAGAGACUGAAUCUGAGGAACAGCCUCUGAGGUCGCGCCAGGAACCCAGGAGGUUGGGCAAAGAGCCCGUGGGCGAGGCAAUCGCUGCUGGCAAGGCGAAGGACACGCCGGUUCUAGACUCAUUGGGGAGUCUGCCCGAAUACUUGCAGCCAAUAGUCUAUGGCCUGCUCGAGUGCGAGCUGUCGGAGUCGUACGACGAGUUUGCCGACACGGGCAACGACCUGAUGACCACGUCGUUCCAGCAUCUGAGCAAGGAUGUCCAUGGAAAAGACGUGGCUGGGGGCCGCCAAGGGGACAAGCGACCUGCAGGAAGAGGUCGCAAAGCUGAACAGAGCUUGGAGUCCGUUGAAGCGGAAAGAACUCAAGCGUUCGAAGCGGCGAACAGGUAUCUGAGCCAAAAGGACGCUGCUUUACGAACAGUGGACUUCCAGAAGAUGGAGCUCAAUCGACGUGCGGAGGAAGUCAAGGAACUUCAAAGGACAAUCGCCAGGCUCUCUAAGGAGGUCGGAGAAAAGGACCAGGAGCUCCAGGCGACCUUCUCACGGGCUCAGCAAGCUGAGCAAGACAGGCAAGCUCUCGAGGCCGAGCUCCAGGAGAGUCAGGACAAAAUCGCUUCCCUGACUGAAGAAAUGCAGAAUCAGUCAGAGGAGCUGGAAGAAAAGGCCGCGGACUGGGCAAUCGGGUCUAUUUACUCCCUGCGAGCAAAGAACCCGGAUCUGGACAUGUCCGACCUCCCGGAGGGUUGGUAAGCGACUUUGCGGAUCAUGGCCAAAGAGGACGAUCAGGAAGCCGCGGGCGCCCAACGACCCGACCAGGCAGGGGGUUCUGGUUCAAAGGAUCCCCCUGACUAGCCUUAAGCGUAAUGAGUUGUCCUCAUUGU
Pistacia vera is the source of this 1263-nucleotide messenger RNA. RefSeq lists its product as uncharacterized. The record is from RefSeq and is a predicted model, not a curated record. The transcript has 3 exons. Bases 608 to 1132 code for a protein of 174 amino acids. NCBI's taxonomy places the organism in Eukaryota, Viridiplantae, Streptophyta, Magnoliopsida, Sapindales, Anacardiaceae.